Mangifera indica (mango) is the source of this 2006-nucleotide messenger RNA. RefSeq names its product transcription factor bHLH130-like. NCBI's taxonomy places the organism in Eukaryota, Viridiplantae, Streptophyta, Magnoliopsida, Sapindales, Anacardiaceae. The transcript is spliced from 8 exons. Gene Ontology annotation, biological process: regulation of transcription by RNA polymerase II. The coding region runs from base 447 to 1706 and encodes 419 amino acids. Gene Ontology annotation, cellular component: nucleus. Gene Ontology annotation, molecular function: RNA polymerase II cis-regulatory region sequence-specific DNA binding; protein dimerization activity; DNA-binding transcription factor activity, RNA polymerase II-specific. The record is from RefSeq and is a predicted model, not a curated record.
CUAUGUAACAUAACAUUCUCAAAACCCAGAGCGAAAUCUCAGUAAAUUUAUCACCAAAUUAGGGCAGUUUAGUCAACGAACAAACCUUACUUUAUAUGUCGUUUCAUGGAUCACAUUACAUCAUUGAUGGCAAACUAUUGAGUUCUUCCCAAACCUGAGGGCAUUUCUGAAACCACCUAGUUGAUAAAUGUGUCCGACGGAGAGACAAAUUUGUUGGCUUUGGUUUUUUUUUUUUUAUUUCUUCAUUUCAGUGUUUCUGUUUCACAAGAAAGUGCUUUGUGUUAGAUUCAGACCAGAAAGUUUAGCCACUUUAAUUUCAUUGCUCCUUCAAAACUUUAAUCACCACCAGUUUUAUUCGAUCUUUUUUGGUAGAGGCUGAAGACAAUCAACCAAUUUGCAACCGGGAUUUAUAGAGAGGGCAAAUUCUUCAGGGUACUAAAGGAAAAAUGAGUCUUAUGCAUACUCCAAAUUUCAGAUAUCCAGAGAGCGACUUGAGAAAAAACCAAGAAUUUAUGGAUCCUGGUCACCAUUAUCAAGAACAAAAUCACCACCAGCAUAACUCAGGUCUUAUGCGGUACCGUUCAGCUCCAAGUUCAUUUUUUGAGAGUCUUGCAAAUGUAAACAGUGGGGUGGUUAAUAAUUCUGAAGGUUAUCGAUAUCUUCAAUCUUCAAGUCCUGAAAUAGACACUUUUCUGGGAAAAUAUAUGCUGCCAUGUGACGGUUCUGGGGAUUCAGAAUUCGGAGAAAAAGCUAUGAAACAAGAAGAGUCUGAGAAUAUUACUCAACAGAAUGGUUAUUCAAAUGGGUCCUCGCAGAUGAUUUACCAAAGUUUACCCGCUCAUUUGACUAAUGAUAAUCCUGUGAGUGUUGGUAGUACUAUGGAUACUUCAUUUGGGGUUGCGAAUCACUCUAUGGCCUUGGAGAAUUCGACGCAGGCGAAAGUGGGUGCCGGAAAUGGCUCUAAUCUUGCUAGGCAAAAUAGCUCUCCACCUGGACUUUUCUCCAACCUAGGCAUUGACAAUGGCUUUAAUGUAGUGAGGGAUGUGGGGUGCUUUACAGGUACCAACGGAGAAACUAGCUCAUCAGGUAGUCAUUUAAAUAAUCAUAUAAACUGUCCAUCUAGAUCAUCUUCAAGACCUAUGCCUCAGAUUGGUGAAAUUGGGAGCCAGAACAUGGGGGCCAGUACCCUGGAGAAAAACUUGGGUCGUAAUAAUGGUAGCACUAGGCAAUACAUGUCAAAUUUCUUGAGUGAUUUUUGGGAUGAUUCUUCAUUCAGAGGCCUGAAGAGAGCUAGAGAUCAUGAUGGGAGCAUGUUUUUCGGUUUAAAUUCUUUGGAAACUCAGAAUGGAAAUCCUGGAAACCAGCCUGCUCGUUUGGCGCACCAUUUGAGCUUGCCUAAAACUUCUGCUGAACUGGCCACUGUAGAGAAGCUUUUGCUCUUUCAAGGUUCUGUUCCCUGCAAGAUUCGAGCCAAAAGAGGUUGUGCCACUCAUCCUCGAAGCAUUGCAGAGAGGGUAAGAAGAACCCGAAUCAGCGAAAGAAUGAAGAAGCUGCAAGAACUUUUUCCAAACAUGGACAAGCAAACGAACACAGCUGAUAUGUUAGAUCUGGCAGUUGAGUACAUUAAAGAUCUUCAGAAACAAGUCAAGACGCUCACGGAUACUCGAACCAAUUGCACAUGUUCAAGUAAACAGAAACCAUAUUGAAACAUACAGAAUACUUGUGUUCUGUCUGGUUUAUUUGUUUCUGUACAGAAAGCAAUAGGAAGUUGGUGGGAGGUGAAAAAAGAAAGCUAACCCUUCACUUUAAAAUAAUAGGGCAGUCAGAAAUGGUUAGUUUGGUGAAGAAAUGCUGCUGUAAUUUAUUAAUAUCCAGUUCUUAAUCAGUAGGCUAGAGUCUUCUUAUCUGUAAUUUUGUUGAGAAAAGAAAAAAGAAAAAAAUUGUUUUUCUUUGAUGUUCAUGUUCUUUAACCAUUUUUAGUGUGGAAAUGAAAAAUAAUUAAAUCA